Molecule: messenger RNA, 1953 nt
Organism: Branchiostoma floridae (Florida lancelet)
Lineage: Eukaryota; Metazoa; Chordata; Leptocardii; Amphioxiformes; Branchiostomatidae
Product: myosin-6-like
Exons: 17
Coding region: 34-1914 (626 amino acids)
Biological process (GO): peptidyl-threonine phosphorylation; actomyosin structure organization
Cellular component (GO): cytoskeleton; cytoplasm
Molecular function (GO): protein serine/threonine kinase activity
Source: RefSeq, a predicted model, not a curated record
UACCGUGGUUACCUAUUCGGAAAGUCGUACGCCAUGGCGUUACUACGAAAGUUCCGUGAAUCUACAAAAGAUAAAACUACUAAAGUGUGUCUGAACACAGAUGAAUUCAUGACAGUUGCCAACAUGAGGCAGGAGUUCCUUGGGAUGCGCAGUACCAACAGCCAUCUAAAGGAUUGCGUCCGUGUCUUGCAUGAGAAUAGCGCAAAAAUGAGGCAAGAGGCUAAUCAGCAGCAGCUGAUUAUCAGCUCCCUGAAGAGCCUACAUGAGGAGAUAGUGAAAAAGAAGGAUGAGGAAGCUAGAGAGAUGGAAAUUAAGGCUACAGCUUGUAGUGUCGUGCAGAAGGUGAUGACACAGGCGCUGACCAAAUUGGUAGCGGAGAAAGAUGACCAAGCAGCCGUGAAGGACUCCAUGUUAAGCCAAACGAAGGAGGAGUUGGCUCUCAGUAACAACGAGACGGCCAAGCUCAGAGAAGAGGUGCGUGACCUGAAGGCAGAGCUGGACGCCGAGCAGAGGCGCCACCAGGACACCCUGAAGAAUCUACGCAAGAACGAGCUCCGUCUCAAGGAGAUGACCUUCCAGUCAGACGAGGACCGUAAGAAGCAGGAGCGUCUUCAGGAGCUGGUGGAGAAAAUGCAGCAGAAGAUCAACACGUACAAGACGCAAUCUGACGAAGUGCGUGACCUGGAGGCAGAGCUGGACGCCGAGCAGAGGCGCCACCAGGACACCCUGAAGAACCUGCGCAAGAACGAGCUCCGUCUUAAGGAGAUGACCUUUCAGUCAGACGAGGACCGUAAGAAACAGGAACGUCUCCAGGAGUUGGUGGAGGAAGUACAGAUGAAGAUAAAGACGCACAAGAGGCAAUCUGAGGCAUCGGCUGCGAGCAUCGCUGACGACCUCCGUCAGGAACAAGACAAGAACGCCCAUCUUGAGAAGGUGAAGAAGAGUCUUGAGGACAAUAUCCGAGACUUCCAGCGUCGUCUUGACGAGGUGGAGACGGGCGCGCUGAAGGCCGGGAAACACCACCUGCAGAAGCUGGAGACUAAGGUGCGUAACCUGGAGGCAGAACUCGACGCUAAGCAGAGGCGCCACCAGGAGACCCUGAAGAACCUGCGCAAGAACGAGCUCCGUCUCAAGGAGAUGACCUUCCAGUCAGACGAGGACCAUAAGAAGCAGGAGCGUCUUCAGGAGCUGGUGGAGAAAUUGCAGCUUAAGAUCAAGAGUCACAAGACGCAAUCUGAGGCAUCGGCUGCGAGCAUCGCUGACGACCUACGUCAGGAACACGACAAGAACGCUCAUCUUGAGAAGAAUCUUGAGGAGACUAUCCGAGACUUCCAGCGUCGUCUUGACGAGGUGGAGACGGGCGCGCUGAAGGCCGGGAAACACCACCUGCAGAAGCUGGAGACUAGGGUGCGUGACCUGAAGGCAGGCCUGGACGCCGAGCAGAGGCGCCACCAGGAGACCCUGAAGAAUCUGCGUAAGAACGAGCUCCGUCUCAAGGAGAUGACCUUCCAGUCAGACGAGGACCGUAAGAAGCAGGAGCGUCUUCAGGAGCUGGUGGAGAAAUUGCAGCUUAAGAUCAAGAGUCACAAGACGCAAUCUGAGGCAUCGAUCGACUUGACUAAAGCAGUAUAUGAAAUGACGAGGAUGUCACAAGAUAAACAAAUCAAGGAGCUCCAGAGUGCGCUCAGCUGUACGAUGAUGGAAAGAGAGAUCUUUAAAGUGUUGGCAACUGCCAGAAGGAAGAAGGAAGAAGAGGAAGAAAAGCAUAUGUCUAACGGACACAUGGAAGAAAUGGCCAUGAGGCACCAUCAGGAACAGGCCAGAUACCUGGGCCAAGCCUGGCAGGAGGCGACUAGCGGUACCUGUUCCAUGCACGACCCUGAUGACCGGAAUCAUCAUCAGCAUCCGGGAUAAACAUUUUGCUACAUAUUAUAUUCUAUUAUUGAAAUUUUA